AUGGCGACAACACCUCUCAUGCAAGAGUUCCCGGAACUGUCCCGCUUAUCCCGAGAUGACCUGGAGGAUCUUUUGAACGAUCAUGGAUACUUUCAAAGCAUCUUCCACUCUCUUUCUCCCGUGAAACAGCUUUACGAGUCACAGGCCGAGCUUUCUACGGCGAACGAGGCCAUUGCUCGAUCAAACCUGUCACUGCAAGGUAGACUCUACCAGUUGAGAUCCGAGACCAAAGACGCUUUCGACGAAGCGAAGGCACUCGAGGCACGAUGGAAAGUCCUUGAGCGCGAACACAAAGAACUCUAUCAGCGAUUCACACCUCAAUUUCUCCUGAUGCGUCUCCGUCAUGCAACAACCGAUCUGGACAACGCGUCGGAAACGCUGGCGUCGUCUUUCGUUCAAUCAUCGGCGAGAUUGAACGACGCAUCGGAUGUGGACGAAUUUAUUAGACAGUUCCGGGAAAUGAGGAAGGCAUAUCACAAGCGGGUGAUGUGGGGAGAUCGAUGGGCCGCUGGCCAAGUAAUAUGGCACGACGAUUAG
This is a messenger RNA of Pisolithus orientalis, 537 nucleotides long. RefSeq lists its product as uncharacterized. The record is from RefSeq and is a predicted model, not a curated record. Gene Ontology annotation, biological process: protein targeting to vacuole; protein targeting to membrane; ubiquitin-dependent protein catabolic process via the multivesicular body sorting pathway. The coding region runs from base 1 to 537 and encodes 178 amino acids. Gene Ontology annotation, cellular component: ESCRT I complex. The transcript is spliced from 4 exons. NCBI's taxonomy places the organism in Eukaryota, Fungi, Basidiomycota, Agaricomycetes, Boletales, Pisolithaceae.